Messenger RNA from Phoenix dactylifera (date palm), 2617 nucleotides. RefSeq names its product senescence-specific cysteine protease SAG39-like. NCBI's taxonomy places the organism in Eukaryota, Viridiplantae, Streptophyta, Magnoliopsida, Arecales, Arecaceae. Gene Ontology annotation, molecular function: cysteine-type peptidase activity. Gene Ontology annotation, biological process: proteolysis. The record is from RefSeq and is a predicted model, not a curated record.
CCGGUUGCUUAUCUGGGUCCUAAUGUUGGACCCAAACUCAAUCCAAUGGAGGAUUGGGUUGGGUCGGGGCAGGUCUACUGCUAAAAUUUCUAACCCAACAGAUCAUUCGGGUCAGGUCGAGUUCAUGCAUAACCCAGUCCCAACCUAAAAAAAUCGAGUCUGAAUUGGGUCCAAAUGAAUCUGAAAGUAUAAUUGUGUCAAAGCAACCUCAAUGACUUUCCUUUUGGAUAUUGAAGGACAAAAAAACCACAAACCAGAUAAGGUUGAUUGGCUGCAAAAACAUGCGGUGCUCAUCAAAUCAAAUUAUUUGGAGAACAUCCCAUUUCUUCAUACUCAGGUCUUUUCGAGCCCUAGUUGUUAUUUUGUUGCUACAAAUGCUCGUUACUCUUUAAUAAGCCUUCAAAACCAAGCAACGCUACUGCAUAAAUCAUUCUAUAUUUUAAAUUGGAGCUAUAAACUCGAAAUAUAAAAUAUUUCUCACAUAUAGGACUUGCAUAUUGGUCAGGCAUAACUUAGAGAACAACACAGGGUUCAUGCUUUUUAAGACCUAAAUGGUUUACUAAGUUAGGUUUGGAUCAGGUCGUAGGGUUGAAAAUACAAAAUUAUCCAAAAUUCAAACGGGUCAAGUCGAGUCAGGUCGGAAUUCAGUAAAUUCAGACUCGUUCUAAAAAAUGAAAUGGAUCCAAUUUUAGAACCCGACCUGACCCUACGAAUUCUCUAAAAUAGGUUGGAUUGUGUCUAAGUGGAUCGGCUCACAAGUCAACCCGACUCAUUUGCAGCUUUACAUUUAAAUGAGGUCCAUAGCCCGAUCUGAAUCUAAUUUUUUUUCCUACCAUUCCAAUCAACAAGGAAACAAAUUAAUUUGUCAAGUUAUAUAGAGCACAAUUUAUUUUUGCAUGCAUUCCUAUAUGAACACACAAACAUAUGUGUGUGGGUGUGUAUAUCAUGAACCUUCAUGUGUGCUACAUGUGCAUAUAGUAGAUAAAUAAAUUAAAGACUCUCUCUGAUAUUUUAUGUGCGGAUAAAAAAUCUUGGCAAGCGUUCGCGUGCGUUUGUUCAUUUUAUUCAUAUGACAUUUUUUGUCUGCUUUGCUCCCCUCACCUCCAAAAAAAGAAAAAAGAAGAAGAAAAAAGCAAGAUUUGCAUGGUUUAAAAUGGGUAAAUGCACACGAAAUUCCAAAUUCCAACCAUCAGUGGCAUGCAUGAAUCGUGGAGGAGACCACUUUGAGUGCACGAAAAUGGUGUGUGCACCAGACCCCGUUUCUUGACAUUUAGUAGGCUCCAAGGUUCGAAUAUAGACGUAUUAUUAUAAGCACCAUGCCAGUGCCUUAUAUGGAUAUGCAUGUCUGAUGCUGCUUGUCGAGGUUCUUGCGUCUCUCUCAGCAAAACAGUCCAUAUUCCUGCGACCAUGGCCGCUCUCAAGUUGCUGCUGACCACCCGCCUGGUCGUAGCAUUCUUUGCAUUAACUCUGAUCACCUCCUGCUCCGGAGAUCAACCUACCUUAGAUCCUAUGAGACAGCGUUAUGAGCGAUGGCUUGCUCGUUAUGGUCGAACCUACAAGGAUGGGAGUGAGAAGGAACGACGGUUCGAGGUUUACCAAAGCAACGUCCAGCUCAUUGACAAAUUCAACGCCAUCAGCCAAGGGUAUAAGCUCACAGACAAUAAAUUUGCAGACCUAACGAGCGAGGAGUUCAGGACCAAGUACAUGUGCCUGAGCAAUAGUCGUCAAAGCUCGCCGAAGGCAGAGAUACCGAACUCGGGCAGACUGAAGAGAGAGAACAACUUUGCAGCAGAUCACGAGGAUGAGACUGUGCUGCCUCCUAGUGUAGAUUGGCGGAAGAAAGGAGCAGUCACCAAUGUCAAAGACCAAGGCCAAUGCGGAUCUUGUUGGGCCUUCUCUGCGGUGGCAGCUGUGGAGGGCGUCAACCAAAUUAGGACAGGCCAAUUAGUCCCCUUGUCGGAGCAGGAGCUGGUGGAUUGCGACACGAACGGUGUAAACAGCGGCUGCAGCGGGGGAUUCAUGAACCAGGCCUUUGACUUCGUCCGGCGGAACCAUGGCUUGACCUCUGAAAUGAACUACCCUUACGAUGGCAAGCAAGGUCAAUGCCAGACGACGAAGCUCUCUGACCAUGUCGGAACCAUCAGUGGGUACAGAAACGUGACAGCCAGCUGCGAGCAGUGUCUGCUGCAAGCAGUUGCCGGCCAGCCGGUUUCUGCUGCCAUCGAUGCCGGUGGGUUUGCUUUUCAGUUCUACUCCGAGGGUGUCUUCACCGGCCCCUGCGGGAUGAACCUCAACCAUGGAGUGACCGUGGUUGGCUACGAAACCGCCGGCGAGGAGAGGUACUGGAUGGUGAAGAAUUCAUGGGGCACCGACUGGGGGGAGCAGGGUUACAUUAGGAUGGGACUUGGCAUCCCCGAUGAGCAAGGGUUGUGUGGAAUUGCUAUGCUGGCUUCUUAUCCUCUCAAGUAGAAGCAGCGGUCAACUAGCAAAUUAAUUACUGAUAUCUAUCGACAUGAGUGUCGGAAUCUUACAAAUAAUAUAUGUUCUAUAAAAGAAGAUCCAUGAUCCAUGGAUGGACGAACUUAAUUCAAUCCAUCUCCUAUUAGUUCAAAACAAA